Molecule: messenger RNA, 1437 nt
Organism: Cladocopium goreaui
Lineage: Eukaryota; Dinophyceae; Suessiales; Symbiodiniaceae
Source: the annotation of a GenBank genome assembly
AUGGACGACGAUGGCUUGGUGGAUCCCUCCUAUAGCAUCCAGGUGAAGGACCAGACCUUGCUAUAUCCAUCUGGGAUCAUGAAAUCCUUGAGCCCGUCCUUUAUGCAUCGCAUCCGCAUUCCCAUCGAGAUGGAGGUGGAAGCUGAACCCACAGUUGGCCUUCCCAUGAUGGCCUCUACAAUCCCCUUCCCGCCGAUCAUUGUGAAGAUUUUGGAUCGUGAUGAGAGGAAGGUCUUGGGCGUUGAUGCCGGUGACACCUUUGAGGAGGUGGGCCGUAUGGUCAUCAAGCCUUCGGCCGCCAGGACUCACUGUGUUGGUCGCAAUGGCGAGCAACGUGUGGAAGUGUAUCCACUCUUGGGCUACUUGCAUGAAGAGGACUAUGUCCUGGGCGAUCAAGGUUCGCUCUUUGCUUCGAAAAUGCCUGCAGAACUCGAUCUCAACAGGCACCAUGUGGCGAAGUGGUACGCGCUGGACAAGGCUGCCCAGGCACCCUUCGACACGUCCACAGGGGGAGAGGAGGACUCAUGGCAGAAGAGGCCGCGAGUUUUGGCUGCGGCCAACUAUUCCUUCCAGGCCAAUGUCCUUGGAGGUCUCACGCAAGGCCAGAACUUGGCCAAGAACGGAGCUGGGAUCACCAUCCAUCAGCUGCAGACGCAUCAAAGUUCCAGCUUCAAAAUCGAUUUCUGCUUGUUGGGGCUGCGGAACCUACCACAGACUUUGGUGGACUGCAAACUUUACGUGAGCUCUUUCUGGGAAGGUGGCGCCAUCGAACUGCACAUCGGUAGCCUCUUGAGUCAAAACUUCAACUUCAUGGUUGAGGAUUCCUGUGAAGGCUGGCAAGAAAAGUUGGCCCAGUGGAAGCCGUUGCUCCGGAUCGAUGAUGAGCAAACGCCGUUGCACACGCAGGAUGCAACGUCAACACUUUGGACUUUGAAGUUGAAGGACUUGACAGGACUGAAGAUCCAACCUCCGGUCUAUGAGGUGCCAGUAAUUCCCUACUUGCAACAGGACAAGCUGAAGCCUGGACGUUGGAGUCUGCACGAGAUGGACACAGAGCAGCAGUUUGACAUAUUGGUACGAUAUGAAGGGACUCAGACGGUGGAGGUCCAGAAAUUUGCCAAUGGACAGUUGGAAGAAGUUCGCCAUCCAGGUCAUUUCAACAGCAGCAAGCAGAUUCUCAGGUUCACCCUGGAGGACACCGAGUGGUCUGGUCAAGUCACCAGCUUCGGCGCGGCCAUGCCUUUGCUAAGAGUUGCUGACCUAAAAGAUAUGGCCCGUCCGUCAAAAUUUUAUUCGGGCACCUGGCAUGAGGAGGAUCCUUUCGUGCUUUUGCCCUCGCUCACCAUCCAGCUGAAGAACCCGGCCACUGGCGCCGACCACGGCACUUUGACGGUGCCUUUGCCUUGUCGUUGGGGAUGGGCGCCGGUUUGGAAGUGA